AUGUCUGCCGCCCAAGCCCUCCGCGAAAAGCAAGCCCCCAUCAAAGAAGGCUACCGCGCCGACCCUUCGUCAGCCGUCGUAACCCUAAAGUCCACGGGCUCUCUGGAUAGCCACUCAAUCACAUGCAAACUCUCUGACAGCCCCGCCAUCAAAGAAGCCCACCGCGUCGCCGGUCUCCACCAAAAAGCCGGCGGCGAAGACCCGUCCAUCUCCGGUGAACUCUGCUCGGGCGACAUGCUGCUCGACGCCCUUGUCGCUUGCUCCGGUGUCACGCUCAAAGCCGUUGCUACUGCACUCGGUAUCCCCAUUGUAUCUGGCACUGUGACUGCAGAGGGCGAUUUGGAUUUUCGCGGUACCCUGGGGGUGGACAAGACGGCGCCGGUGGGGCUGACGGGGAUUCGAUUGGAUUUUGCGGUGCAGUUUGGGGAGAGGGAGGAUGGAAGGGAGGUGAGUGAGGAGGAAGUGGAGAGGCUGGGGAAGCUGACGGAGAGGUAUUGUGUUGUGUUGCAGACGUUGGUACAUAAGCCGAGUAUUGGGGUUAGGCUUGUGGGCAAGGGGGGUGGGAAAGAGGAGGAGGGGGUGAAGAGGGAGGUCUCACAUCAGAGUACUUUGUAG
Messenger RNA from Bipolaris oryzae ATCC 44560, 615 nucleotides. RefSeq lists its product as uncharacterized. Lineage: Eukaryota; Fungi; Ascomycota; Dothideomycetes; Pleosporales; Pleosporaceae. The transcript has a single exon. The record is from RefSeq and is a predicted model, not a curated record. Bases 1 to 615 code for a protein of 204 amino acids.